This is a messenger RNA of Pezoporus occidentalis (night parrot), 1072 nucleotides long. It is a transcript of the gene HAX1, whose product is annotated as HCLS1 associated protein X-1. Gene Ontology annotation, biological process: regulation of actin filament polymerization; negative regulation of apoptotic process. Gene Ontology annotation, cellular component: sarcoplasmic reticulum; clathrin-coated vesicle; apical plasma membrane. The transcript is spliced from 7 exons. NCBI's taxonomy places the organism in Eukaryota, Metazoa, Chordata, Aves, Psittaciformes, Psittacidae. The record is from RefSeq and is a predicted model, not a curated record. Bases 116 to 919 code for a protein of 267 amino acids.
AACGCCGGCGCCUAGGCCUCCGCGGCGGGGCUUAGGACCCGGCGGCUCCGCCGGCGCUUCGCGACAACCGGCGGCACUUUACGGCAGUGCGACGCGGGGGCAGGGGACGGCGGCGAUGAGCUUCUACGAUGCGUUUCGGGGCUUCUUCGGGUUCCCGGGGCCGCGGAGGCCCCGGGACCCGCUCUUUGGCGGCGCGACGUGGGACGAGGACGAGGAUGAUGAGGACGGCCCUUCCCUGGCGCAGCCCCCCCCGCACUUCGGCUUCGGGCCCCGCGGUGCCUUCGGGGAGCUGUUCCGGGACGUGGGCGAGCUCCUGGGGCUGUUCGGCGGCGCCUGGGCCGGGCUCCCGCUGCCCUCCGGCGAGCAGGAGGAGCGGCUGCCCCCCCCCGAGCCUGCAAUGCCCAGCCCCGGCGAGGGGCGGCGGCUGCGGGACUCAAUGCUGAAGCACCCGGAGAGCCUGGCCCAGCCAUGGAGCCCCUUCCUGGGGCUGGACGAUGCUUCCCCGUCUUCUCCCAGCCUCAAGGCAGAUCAGGACCUGGACUCGCAGGUCUCCUCCGCAGGGCUGGGCACCAUCCUGAGACCCGGCGAGCCCAAGGCUCACUCUUACUUCCAGAGCGUCUCUGUCACCAAAGUGACUCUGCCUGAUGGGGCGGUGGAGGAGCGCCGCACCGUGCAGGACAGCCAGGGCCGCUGGGAGACAACUGUGACACGCCGGAGGGGGGACCAAGCUUUCAUCACCACCACCAAGGAGGACGGCCAGAGCAAAGACUACAGAGAGGAGGUGGUCAAUAUGGAUGACCGGGAGCUGGCGCAGUUUGCAGGCACAUGGCCGCCGGAGGACAAUCUCCACCCUCCCAACCUGAGUGACCCAUCCUCUGCGCUGGGCAGCUUCUUCCGACGCUGGUUCUCAAGCUGGUAGCUGUGCCCAGCCCGGCUGAGCACCCAGUAGAUGGAUCAGAUCCUCCUGGGAGGUGGUCUCUGGGGGCUGCCUGUCUUCUGCAGAAGGACCCCUUGGGGGGGCUGAGUGUGUGUGUGCAUAUGUGUACAGAGAAAUAAAGUCUAUUUAUGCUAA